GCAAAAGUGAGGUUAUUUUAGUUGUAAACAUUUACAAUUCUUUUAAUAAAAAUGCAUUCAAAUGGUACAAAAGAAGUAGAAGAGAAAUCCAGAGAUGAAAAAACUCCAGCCCUAUCAUUAGAAGAAAAAAUCAAACAAUUAAGUGUACCCAUAGUCGAAUCUGUAUCAAAACAACACAUUGAAAACUUCAAGUUCUUCAACGAGAGACAUUACGUAGAGUAUUAUUCCUCCUACUGUAAUAAAGAAAAACAAUACGAGGACAUGUGCAUAAGAGUUCACACUAACAAACUGAUCUUGAUAACCUUAGCAUACGGAAACAAUAUCGUUAAGUCCAAUAAAAACAUAACCGAGAUAGAUUUUGUUAUUAACAAAGGUGAUAGAUCUAGGAUAAACUUGAAAGGCAAACGAAAAUUAGGCGCGAAACAGAUGCACCCGGAGACCGUAGUUUGUAAAGUAAAGCUCGAAGGUGAAGAGGAAUUGCGGAAUAUAAGAGCAGGAGUGAAUGGUUAUCUCAUAGAAAUCAACGAAUUGAUUAAAAGCGAUCCGAAUUUGCUUAAAAACGAUCCGAAAUGCAACGGAUUCUUAGCCAUCAUAAUGCCCAAAGGUCCACUGCAAGAAUCCAAGUUAUUAAACCACAAUGAACAUUUAAUAACCGAAGAAGCUUAUGCAAAGUUAUUAUUAGAAAGAAAUACUACUUAAUUUAUUUUUAAAUAUUUUCUAUAAUGAUUAAUAAAGUGAC
Molecule: messenger RNA, 739 nt
Organism: Phyllotreta striolata
Lineage: Eukaryota; Metazoa; Arthropoda; Insecta; Coleoptera; Chrysomelidae
Source: the annotation of a GenBank genome assembly